GAAAGUAAAACUUAUUAUCGAUACAGACAGAGGCAAAAAUGUCCAAAAUAACGAUACUGGAUGGUGGAACAUCAAUGGAACUUGCUAGAUUUGGAAACAAAUUUAUCGAGAAAGAUCCACUUUGGUCAGCCAGACUUCUUCAAACUAACCCAGCAUCAUUUGUACAGUGCCAUAAAAACUUUAUAGAAGCUGGCUCAGAGAUAAUACUGACUGGAUCAUAUCAAGCAUCAAUUGAAGGGUUUGUAAAACAUGCAGGGGUGACAGAAGAACAGGCAUACAGUUUGAUUAAGAAGAGUGUUCAACUUGCACAACAAGCAGUUGAAGAGGCUAGUAAAGUGUCAGGUUACAAAGCAAAGAUAGCUGGAUCAGUUGGAGCUUAUGGUGCUAUACUACACGAUGGAUCAGAAUAUACAGGAACUUAUAUUGACAAAAUGUCUGUUCAGGAAAUUAAAGACUGCCACAGACCAAGAAUAAAAGCAUUAGUUGAGGCCAAACCCGAUUAUAUUGCAUUAGAAACAAUUCCUUCAUCAAUUGAGGCAAAAGCAGUAAUAUAUUUAUUAGCAGAAGAAUUUCCAGAAGUAAAGGCUUGGAUAUCAUAUACAUGCAAAGAUGAAAAUCAUACAGGUUAUGGUGAAAUUUUCUCCGAUGCAGUGAAGGAAGUGGUAUCCUGCAACAAUGUUGUGGCUGUUGGUAUUAACUGUACUCAUCCAAAAUUUAUCUCCCCCUUAUUAAAAAGUAUACAACAUUUAAACUUAACGAAACCAGUGAUGAUUAAACCUAACAGUGGAGAAGAUUGGUCUACAGAAAAAGGGUGGUAUGGUAGAGCAGAGUCGUCUCCCCUACGACCAGAAAAGAUCAAAGAGUGGAUUGGUUUAGGAGCUACAUGGAUAGGAGGAUGCUGUCAGAUCUUCUCUCCUGAUAUAGCUGAUAUGGCUGAAGUGAUAAACGCAUAUGUAAAGGAAAAUGACUGAAAGAUGAAAAGACAAGAACAAAUCUAGGGCUAUUAAAGCAUAUUUGGUUCAAGCUUGGGGUUUAUUUGGUUCACACAGAUGGAAAUACUUGAUUCAUGCUUGAGGUUUAUUUGGUUCACACAGAUGGAAAUACUUGAUUCAUGCUUGAGGUUUAUUUGGUUCACACAGAUGGAAAUACUUGAUUCAUGCUUGAAGUUUAUUUGGUCCACACAGAUGGAAAUACCUGAUUCAUGCUUGAGGUUUAUUUGGUUCACACAGAUGGAAAAACUUGAUUCAUGCUUUAGGACACAGAUUUGAAUACUUGAUUCAUGCUUGAGGUUUAUUUGGUUCACACAGAUGAAAAUACUUGGUUCAUGCAGUAGGUAAAGCUUGCUUUGUUUUUUUGUAAUAGAACCAUAAAGCAUAUUUGUGGCUUCAAUAAAUUGUUUGAUUAUUAAAUGGUGUCAUUGCUGAGAUAUUCAAACCACUGGGACAGUAUUUCUCUCAGGCUUUAAAUUGCUCCGAUUAGCAGACUAUUAAAGAGCAAAAGCACCAAAUUCAUAGAAUAAAAAAAAAAGAAAUCCAUGACGAUCACUGUUGAGGUUGCUGUCCCUUAAACCUAUGUGACAUUUCCAGGCUUACUUUCCUGAUGUAGGUCAGUUGUUCUCUUCAGGUACUCUGUCUUCGUCCAUCAAUAAAACGUACCACCAUGACUGAGCCAAGUGUGCUGAAAGAAGCAUUAUCACCAAUUAUAAAUCAAUCAAUCCAGGCAUGCUCCGAGGUGAUACAUCAUUGUUAGAAAGAGGAUGUUCAAAGUGGAUGUUGCAUUUCAUUACGUAGUGGGUCAAACUGAUAGACUUCUAUCACCAAUUACAAGUCUUGUUUCUUUUAAACAUUACAUUUGAAAUAUCAAAGAUAUAAGAUUUUUAGUUUUAAAAAAAGAACAUUUUAAGCACAUAUUGGUACAUGAAAAUGUAACUUUUUGAAACAACAAAAUUAAUUCUUCCAUAUUUUUUCCUUCACAAAUGCACUGUGUUUUCUGAAUAAUAUAGAUUUAUAAAAACAUAAAAAAAGCUAUAAUACUUAAUUUCCCAAAGGUUUCUACAAUUUAUAUCAACCAUGAAGUAGUGUAAUUCAUCACUUUGAUAUUAAUGUGGCAUUAGUCGCUGGACAUUAUACAGACAACAAUAAGAUUAAUAAACCUUAUGAACGAUUUGGUAUUUUGUCAUGUUAAGUUAUUAAUCUAUUUGCUUGUAAAAAAGUAUUAUGUUGCAUAUUGUUUGUAAAAAAAAAGUAAUGUGUUGCAUCUAUGAUGUUUCUUUUGUAGGUUAUUUGGAGUAGUUUUCAAAAAUAAUAUUAGAUUGCAUUUUAUUCCAAUCAGCUUAGUAAUACUAAGUUUAUGAAGUGAAUGUCAGUGUAGAACAUAUAUUCUAGAAUACAAAUUUAAAUGUUAAAUGUUUAAGGUAUUGCAUAAUGUUUAUUAUAGGUAAGCCAGUGUUGUAUAAAAUAUGAGAAACUGA
Mytilus californianus (California mussel) is the source of this 2470-nucleotide messenger RNA. RefSeq lists its product as uncharacterized. Bases 39 to 971 code for a protein of 310 amino acids. The transcript is spliced from 7 exons. NCBI's taxonomy places the organism in Eukaryota, Metazoa, Mollusca, Bivalvia, Mytilida, Mytilidae. Gene Ontology annotation, molecular function: S-adenosylmethionine-homocysteine S-methyltransferase activity. Gene Ontology annotation, biological process: S-methylmethionine cycle. The record is from RefSeq and is a predicted model, not a curated record.